AUGGAUACUGUUGGAAUAUUGGUAUUCUACAACGGAAGCUGGGUUCACAAGGAUAACAUUGAGAGUUAUGAAGGUGGUGAGGCUAAAGGCAUAAUAGUAUCACGGAACGUAACAUUUUCUGAGCUUGUUGACCGCAUUUAUAAGAUCACGAAUGCAGAUCGCUACAAAUACAUUGUCACACUGAAGUAUUCUGUUCCUCUAUCAUCAUCUGCCUAUAAGCACCUAAAGGUUGAAGACAAUGAUGACAUUCAAUAUUUUCUGAAGUACAACAUGGAUGUUAUGACCUCUAAAGUAACCCCUUUAUUAGCAACCCUCAAAAUUAUAGGAGGACAUGGUAUUCAAGGUUGUAAUGGCAUUGUAAGCAUUGGGAGUAGCAAUCCUCCCCCUGCAGUUGUUGUGAGACAUAGGAAUGAGGUUGAAGAUGUUAAUUUUGAAUGUGUCGAAAACAUAGUCGCAGAUUUUUAUGUGCGUAGCAACGAAGAGGAAGUGUACUCUACUCUAAACGUGCAUCCUCAUCGAGAAAGCAAUUUCCAAGCCUCCACGGUGCAAGUUACACAAGUGCAAUCUAAAACUCUACAACAAUCAAGUUGGACUCAAAUGCAUACAAGCCAGGUUCAUUUGGUGCAUGGUAAGAGUGUGGAAGAUAUUGAUUAUGGUAGAGGUCUUUCUUGCAUAAAUUGGGAAGCAAAUUUUAAGGUUGGACGAGUUUUUCCAAAUAAGCUUGCCCUUAUAAAAACCUUAUGUUUAGCAGCAGUCAUAGGCCAUUUCGAUUUAGAAUAG
Molecule: messenger RNA, 780 nt
Organism: Prunus armeniaca (apricot)
Lineage: Eukaryota; Viridiplantae; Streptophyta; Magnoliopsida; Rosales; Rosaceae
Source: the annotation of a GenBank genome assembly